Messenger RNA from Oenanthe melanoleuca, 2191 nucleotides. Its product is annotated as histidine--tRNA ligase, cytoplasmic-like. The record is from RefSeq and is a predicted model, not a curated record. Gene Ontology annotation, molecular function: ATP binding; identical protein binding; histidine-tRNA ligase activity. NCBI's taxonomy places the organism in Eukaryota, Metazoa, Chordata, Aves, Passeriformes, Muscicapidae. Gene Ontology annotation, cellular component: cytoplasm; mitochondrion. The transcript has 12 exons. Gene Ontology annotation, biological process: mitochondrial translation; histidyl-tRNA aminoacylation. Bases 55 to 1584 code for a protein of 509 amino acids.
UCACGUGUGCCGCCGCGGUCACGUGCUGGGGCUCCCGGUGUCCCGGUGCCGGCCAUGCUGCGCCUCGCUCCCUUCGCCGCCGCCGCCCGGUGCCUGCCGACGGGGCCCCGCCUCGGGCCGCUGGGCCUCACUGGGAGCCGCGGCAGCUUCGCCCGGUUCUUGCUGCCGGCCGGUGACCGCGGCCCCCUGUCCCGGCAGGUCCGGUUGGCGGCGGGCGGCGAGCGGGUGCCGGUGCUGAAGACGCCCAAGGGCACCCGCGACCACGCACCGGCGCAGGCGGCGCUCCGUGAGCGGCUCCUGAGCGCCGUGGUGUCCUGCUUCAAGCGGCACGGCGCGGCCGCCAUCGACACCCCCGUGCUGGAGCUGCGGGAGAUGCUGGUGGGGAAGUAUGGGGAGGGCUCGAAGCUCAUCUACGAGCUGCAGGACCAAGGAGGAGAGCUGCUGGCUCUGCGCUAUGACCUCACCGUGCCCUUUGCUCGCUACCUGGCCAUGAACAAGAUCACCAACAUGAAGCGCUACCACGUUGCCAAGGUGUACAGGAGGGACAACCCUGCCACAACCCGGGGCCGCUACCGCGAGUUCUACCAGUGCGACUUUGACAUUGCUGGGCAGUUUGACUCGAUGAUUCCUGAUGCCGAGUGCCUGAAGAUCAUUCACGAGAUCCUGAGUGAUCUGCAGCUUGGGGACUUUAUCAUCAAGGUCAACGACCGUCGGAUUUUGAAUGGUGUGUUUGCUGUCUGUGGUGUUCCAGAGAGCAAGUUCAUACCUGCCUGCUCCACCGUGGACAAGCUGGACAAGAUGCCAUGGGAAGAAGUGAGGAGUGAGAUGGUGGGAGAGAGGGGGAUGUCUCCUGAGGCUGCAGAUCGCAUCGGGGAGUAUGUCCAGCUCCAUGGUGGGCUGGACCUGAUCGAGCGGCUUCUCCAGGACCCAAAGCUAUCCCAGAACAAGCUGGCCAGGGAAGGGCUGGGGGACAUGAAGCUGCUGUUUGAGUACCUGACCCUGUUUGGCAUCACAGGCAAGAUCUCCUUCGACCUGAGCCUGGCGCGGGGCCUGGACUAUUACACAGGGGUGAUCUUUGAGGCUGUGCUGCUGCAGCAGGACAACGAGCACGGGGAGGAGCCGGUCGGCGUUGGGAGCGUGGCUGGAGGCGGCCGCUACGACGGGCUGGUGGGGAUGUUUGAUCCCAAGGGCAGGAAGGUGCCCUGUGUGGGGGUCAGCAUUGGCAUCGAGCGGAUCUUCUCCAUCCUGGAACAGAGACUGGAGGCUUCUGGAGAGAAACUUCGAACAACUGAGACCCAAGUGCUGGUGGCUACACCGCAGAAACACCUGCUUGCUGCCAGACUGAAGCUCAUCUCUGAGCUGUGGGAUGCAGGGAUCAAGGCAGAGAUGCUGUACAAGAAGGAUCCUAAAUUGCUGAAGCAGCUGCAGUACUGUGAGGACACAGGGAUCCCCCUUGCUGCCAUUGUGGGAGAGCAGGAGCUGGCAGACGGAGUUGUCAAGCUGCGAGAUGUUGCAACAAGACAGGACGUUGAUAUCCCUAGAGAAAAGCUUAUUGAUGAGAUCAGGAGAAGGCUGGAGCCCUGAGGACUUCUCUGGCUGGAGCUGCUUGGCUGAACUGCUGCAAAACUGGAACCCGCCUCCAGCACCUCAGCCAUUCACUGCCAGCUGCAGUCUGGGAAACAUCCACCAGCCUAGGGCUCAUUGCCUCGGCUAAGGCAGUGCGAACAGAGGAGUAAGAGGGAUUUGAAAGCUAUGGAGGGUGCAGUCACCAGGUUAGCCUUGUGGUUAGCUUGUCUGAAGGUCGAGUUUGCGAGUUCCUGCAGUCCUUGUACCUGUACAGCCAUUUCCAUCACUGUAGCUGGUGGUGGCACAGAUGGAUGUGGCGCGGCUCAACAGGAUCAGGCGGAACUCCAGAUUUGGGAGGGGGAAUCAGUGGUGUGUUGGGCAGCUGCCAGCUGAGGACGUGGGGCGAGGGGGGCGGUGGAACGGCACCCCCGCCCUGUUUGGGCUGCGGGGCCGCUCCCAACCGCAGGCGGAGCUGCGGGAGCGCCCCGGAGGAAGCACGUGUCCCAUCACCGAGGGACACAACGAGCGGCGGGAGCAGCUGCGCAGGCUGGGGCGCGCGUGGAGUAGCUGUAUUUUUAUAUAUUAAACAAAACCCCCAAUAAUAAACCCCAAAAGUAAACCCAAA